AUGUCUCAAUUUGACGACCUCUUAGAAGAUUGGUCAGAAACACCAUUGGAUUCAAAUUCCAGCCACAUCCCCAAUUCGGGAUCAGCAGGUAUCCCCGAAUCAAUGGACUUGAAGAACCAACUACUGCAGUUGCAGCAGAAAUUAAAUCUUAGUGACAUUAAACCGGUUAGAACGCCAAACGGUGUUGACCCCGAAAUACAUCUACCACCGACACUGUCAAAUACGAUGGCGACAACUACUCAUGAUAAUGAUAAAUCAGUCGAUUUUCUAGGUGACUUAAGUGAUUCGUUGUUGAUGGAAUCUAGAAGAUUGAACUAUGAAAACAAACAGUAUAAGAUAAAAGUUAAAGAGUUGUCAGAAUCAAAUUCAAUGAUGAAGAAAGAAUUGAACAACUUGAACUUAUUAAACGAUCAACUGAGUAAACGUGAAGAAAAUCAAACUGAUAAAAUCUGGAAAUUGGAAUCAGAUUUGGAGUCCCUUCAAUUGUCAUUGGAGAAAUCAAAUAAUGAAUUGAAGAAAGUCCAGUCUGAAAACUUAGCCUCAAAAUCAUCAAUCGAAAGCUUGAAGAAUGCCAUCGAUAAUUUGGAAUUAGAAAAACAACAAUUACUAGAUUCUACCAAUAGUACCAUUGCAAAACUGAAUUCUCAAUUAUACGAAUACAAAGAGUCGAAUGAUUCGCUGAAUGAUGAAAAUGAUAUAUUACACAAAAAUAUUCUAGCUUUAAAGGCAGAAGUGGAAGAGUUGAAGUUAUCAGCUGAUAAAAACCCCAACCCUGUUGAAGAGGAAACAUCUUUUAGUGAAUUUGAUGAUUCGAUUGUAUUAGAUCCAGUCCCUGCGUUUUUAACCAAAGAUGCAUCUGAUCUAGACUCAAAGACAUUAAAGAAAAACAUCAACAUAAUACACCGCCAAAUGCUCAAAUUAAAAAACCAAAACUCAAAAAUGAGGCUGGAACUGAGAAAGGCUAAAUUGCAAUCACCUAUACAUGGCUCGCAGGUACAGGAUGACCACAUUAACCCUGAUGAUUCAUGGACAAAAUUCAAUGAUGAUUCAUUUGCCAAAAAAAAUGUUCCUGAACUGUCUUAUAAUGCAGAUUCAGAAAAUGAAAAUGAUGAUGAUAACAAUAAUAACAUUAACACAUCGUUCCUUUCUGAUUUAUCUGAGCUAGAUGGUUCAAGUCCUGUUUCCUCUAGAAAGGUCUCAAUGGCCCAAAUAAAGUCUUACAUGCUAAUUGUCCCUAAAACAACUUUAGAUACCAAUCCUACUAUAACUGCAGAACAAAUAGACUUCUCCAAGUUCAAGACCUUAAAAUUACCUGAAAACACAGUUACAAGUUUACUAUCAUGUUCAGAAAUUGUAGACAAUGAUGGAAGUGAUUUUGCUAGCUCUGAAAACCUACAGUUGAUACCCCUUUCUUUAAUUGACAAUUUGAAUGGUGAACUCAAUUCAUUAAACAUGGUUGUCAAUACUAACCCAGACAAACCCCAAUUAUCCAAUCCAAACAUUAGCGAUACCAUAUGCAAGCUCAAAGAACUGCGAAACGAAAUUUUGGAGAAAUUUGUUCUACUGCCAAAAACAAAGCAUGCAGAUAUUUUAUUGGAAAUUAAUAAUUUAAAUACCGAAAUCAGAAAAGCAAAUGCCUUGAAUGACGAACAACUGUCUCAAAUUACAUCAUUAAGGGAUCAGCUGAACGAUCCUCCUUUGGAUUUGUUGAAAUCAAAAUCAGAAAGUCUCGAUCAUAUUGUUAUCCCUAAGGAAAAGCAUAAUGAUAUUAUAUCUAAGGUUGGUGCACUUGAGAAUGAGCUGGAAACUAAAAGCAAAUUACUCGAUAAAUUGAACAGUGAAUUAUUUAAAUUACAAGAAUUCAACGAAUCACCAGAUAUUGAGUAUUUAAAGAAUAAGUCACUGGGUCAUAUGCACAAAUUGGUCUCUGAUUCAGAGUAUUCUGAACUACUCAAGAAAAUCUCGAAUUUAGAGUAUGAAAUUGAGUUAAAAUCCGAAUCUCUCUCAAAGCUUGAUGGUGAACUAUCUGAGCUCAGGAAAGAUUAUGAAUCCCCAGAUAUUAAUUACUUGAAGUUAAAAGCAUCUGCUUUUGACCACAGUUUGAUCCCCCAACAAAAAUAUUCAGAAUUACUUGAAAAAUAUAGCAGUUUAGAAAAUGAAAUUUCAACCAAAACUAAAACUAUAACUAGUCUAGAGUCUGAGCUUAAUGAAACAACCAAAAAGUUAAAUAAUGAAAUUAAGCAUAAGGAAAGUCUACUUGAGGAUACCACUGCGAAGCUUGAGAAGUUAAAGGCACAACUAGAAGAACCGGACCUAAAGUUUAUCAAAGACAAAUCAGAAAUACAUGAUCACAUUGCUAUUCCUUCCGCGGAACAUAGAGGCCUGCUAAGCGAGAAGAUAAAACUUGAGAGCGAAGUUGGAGAGAAAACAGCAUUAUUAGACAAGAUGGAGGGAGAGCUAGAAAGCUUGAAAUUUAAAAACAACAAGCUUCUUGAACUGAAUAGAUCCAUUAGUGAGAAUGUUGAAAUUAGUCAAGCCGAAACAAAAAAGUUUGCUUUGGAUAUCGAACAACUAAAAAAGCAACUUGAAGAACCAUCUCUCACUUACAUAAUGACCAAAUCUAAAUCUCUUAAUCAUGUUGUCCUUUCUGACAGCGAGCAUGCGCAAAUUUCCACAGACAUCAAACUAGCGAAGAAGAAAAUCCAAGAAUUAGAAGAUAAAUACAAUGACAAAGUUGAUUGUUUUGAAAAGCUUGAUUCUCAAUUGAAGAAAACCAAUAAAUCUCUUGAGUCAACUGCUUCUGAGUUGGAUGAGUUAAAGAAAAGAUACGAAAACCCAACUGCUAGUUAUAUUUGUUCCAAAGCACCGGAUAAUGGAUUAGUUGCUAUCGAGUCGGAGAACUACAGGUCAACAUUACUGAACGUUGAAAAUCUUGAAAAUAAACUCAAUGAAGUGACAUCAACUGCUUCACGGCUCUCAGAAGAGUUCAAGUGUAUUACAAGCGAAAAAGAAAAGCUCGAACAGAUGAUUCAUCAGCCUGAAUUGGAAUACAUCCACGAAAAAGCUGCGAUUUUGAAACAUGCGGUAUUACCUGAAGAUGAAUUAGCCGAAAUGAACUCUAAGUUGACCGUAUUAGAAGCUAAGCUUGAGGAGAAAAUAUCUAGAUUGGACGAACUCCAAAGAGAGAAGGAUUCUGUAGAUUCAAGAUUACAGGAGACCCUCGAAGAAUUAACCGAUUCGCAGGUUAAAUUCCACGACCUCCAAGAUGAAUUUAACAAACUUCAGAAAUUAUAUGAUUCACCUACUGUUGAUUAUCUCAAAUUGAAGGCAUUAUCUUUGAAUAUGGUUCCUGUUUCGACCGAAGAGCUUGAAAAAAUGAAAAGAGAAGUAGCUAAAGGAGACAAAACAAUAGAAAAGUUGAGUUUAGAUAUCAAAUCACUUGAAGGUGAGGUUUUGAAGUUGACUGUUGUUCUAUCCGAGAAAGAGAUUGAGUAUAAUGUUCUUGAGAAGGAAUUUCAAAAGCUUACCCAAGAGAGGAAAGGAUUAUUGGCAAAACUGGAUUUACCCGACGCGGAGUUUAUCAAAUCAAAAGCUAGUUUACAUAAACUACAGGUUAUUUCAAUGGCUCAACAUAACUCGAUGGUUAGCGAACUAAAGACGAAAACUGACAAGUUAGAAAAAAUGAAGAGAUUGAAAACAGAUUUGGAUUCCAAACAUAAACAAAUAGAGUCCCUACUUAAAUCACAGGAAGAACUAUGUGAAAAGAUUGAAAAAGCUACUUCUAAUUUAACAUCAAUGGAGAAGGAGUUACAAACAAAAGAAUUUAAAGUGAACCUUUUACAAAAGCAAGUCGACUCACCAACACUUGAUUAUAUCAAGGAGAAGGCGUCGGUUUAUAAGCAUUCUUUACUCCCACUGUCGGAGGUUGAGUCAUUGAAAAAGCAGAUACAAGAAACUCAGGAAUCAUUGGUAAAUAAGGAGAGAGAAUUAGAGGCAAUCAAAAAAAUAAAAGAAGAUUUGGAAAUUCAAGGUUCAAAAUCUGUUUCAUUGGAACUUCACGAAUCGACACAAGAAGACCUUCACGUGACUAAAAGAGAGCUGGAUGAUCAGAAACAACUCUUAAAUGAACACAAACAGAGAAUUGAUAAAUUGAGGGAGGUUGAAAAUUUAUUAGUUGAGAAGGAAUCUGAAAUGGUCAAACUGAAAACUAUAUCUUCUGAGUUGUCUUGCAAACUCGAAGAAUUAGAUCUUGCGAGGUCUGAAAUUAAGGAUUUGAAGAAUAAAAACAAAGAGUUAGAUGAAAAACGUAAAGAAAUAGAAUCAAUGAAGAAGUCUCAAAAUGAUCUACAAUCAAAGAUAGAUAGCUUAUUGUUGAAGGAAAAAGAACUUGAAUCUGCACUGGAAAAUUUAAAAAGUAAAGAUUCACAAUUAAAGGAGCUUGAAUCGGCUUAUGAGGCACCCGAAUUUGCAUACCUGCAAGAAAAGGCAAAAUCUAUUGGAUACCUACCUAUCCCAAUUGCAGAACACAAUGAAAACCUAAGAAAGUCCGAUGAGCUUAAAGCUGUAAAGUCUGAGAUGAGAGAGCUAAGCAAUGAGGUAAUCGCAUUAACUUCGGCAAAUAAAUCGCUAAACGAAACCAAUACGAAAUUGAAGUCUGAUUUAACUGAGCUGUCAGUUUUAAAAGACUCUCUUGAAAGUCCCGACCUUGAAUAUCUCAAGGAAAAAUCCAAAAAAGCGGGUUUGAUUCCGCUUCCAAUAGACGAUUAUGAUGUGCUAAAUGAUAGAUUAUCCACAAUGAGCUCUGAAAUUAAAACACUAAAAUCUAAAUUGGAUGCUUCUCUGGCAGAAAAGUCAAAUAUUAACGAGGAACUUAAAAAGUUGCAACAUAUUCAAGCAAACCCUUCUAUGGAGUACUUAAAGUCAAAAUCAGCUUCAUUGGGAAUAAUACCAAUCCCAAUUGUUGAACACACUUCACUAAAGUCUGAUUUGAAGAGAAAAAAUAUUUUGGUAAAAGAAAACAAACAGCAACUCGAAGAAAUCAAAUCUUUGAAAGCUGAAAUCAGUGAAAAGAAGGCAAAACUGAAGGAAACUAUUGACCAGUUGGAGAAUUUGGAGAAACUUCGUGAUAAUCCUAAUAUUGAAUACUUAGAGUCAAAACUGGAUACUCUUAGCUAUGCAGCAAUCAAGAAAAACGAUUUGAAACUUCUUGAAACGUCGAAAGCUGAAGCUCUCAAAAUGGUUGAUUCACUGAAGGAAAAAUUAUCUGAUGUUGAGUUUCAGUUGAUAGAAAAGGAAAGCUUACUUGAUGAGUUACAUAGAAAGGUCGAAAAAGAAAGGAAAACCCACGAAAGGGAAUUAACUGAAGUGAAAUCUAAAUUAGCUCUAAUGGAAUUGAACUAUGACAACCUGAAGUCAGAAAAUGAGGUAAAGGAAGGGAAAAUCGAAGAUUUGACUAAAACUGUUGAAGAAGUAGAAAAAUCAAAAUUGACGCUUGAAUUGCAGCUUAGGGAAUUACAAAAACAAAUUGAAGCAUCUACAGAGGCUCAAAACACUGCUGAAAAUAAAAUCACAACCCUUACAGAAAAUAUAAAUCAGAAGGAAUUGCAAGUGCAAGAGCUGAAAUCGCAAGUAGAAAGCUUGAAGAGGGAUAACAAAAAGUACGAAUCUAUAAACGAAGAAAUCAAAGAGGUCACUUCUACGCUAAACAAUGACUUAGAUUGUUUGAAAAAGAAAUGUGAAUUGCUAGAAACUGAAAAGGCCAGGUACAUUCAAGCUUGUUCUGAAUUUGAGUCUACAAUAUCUGACCUCAAAAGUGUAAGUGAGAGCCAUGAAGCAGAAAAAGAAAGGUACCGCGAAGCAAAAUCAGAACUUGAAAUUUCGAUCUCUGGAUUAAAAGAACGGUGUACUUUACAUGAACAAUCAAAGAACAAUGCUGAAGAAGCUAUUGCAUCUCUUGAAUCUGAACUUUCAAAGCUGCGAACAGAGUUGGAAUUGCAUGUUAAAUCUAAAAUCUCAUCUUCCAACACCAUUGAGGAAAUGGAAUCUGAAAUAUGCCAACUCAAGUCUGGCAUUGAGGUACAAAGUAAAUCCAAUACCGAACUUGAAGCAACAGUAGAGAAGCUCGAAUUUGAAGUGAAGAGAUUAACUGAAGAAGCAGAUGUUCUCGUGCAAGAUAAGCGUGCUGCUCAAGAAACGAAAGCUGAUCUGGAAACUGAAAUUACGAAACUGAAAGCUCAAAUUGAGUCACAUGAAGAAGAAAAGAGAAUUUUAAACGAGAAUAUUGGUCAAUUAUUAUGUGAAAUUAGGAAACUAAAUGAAGAUGUAUCAGAUCACGAAGUUCAAAAGGGUGUUGCUAGUGAUAAAAUUGUACAAAGUGAGUCUCAAAUUGAUAUCUUGAGAAAAGAAUUAAGAUCACAUCAAAAGGAAAAGGAAUUAGCGGAUGCCCAAAUAAUUUCUCUUGAAUCCAAGGUUGCCUCCCUCAAAAAUGAAAUGAGUGAACAUCUGGGCAGCAAAGACCAAUUGGCUUCUCGAAUCGCACAGCUAGAAUCAGAACUUUCAUCCAUGAAGGGAUAUGCCGUUGACCUUGAGCAAAAGAAGGAUGGCAUGGAAAAGGAAAUAAGCGAUCUGAAUGCCGAAUCAGAGAAAGUCCAUAACCCUUUCGAUAAGAUACAAAGUGCAGUUAACUUGGAGGACUACCAAAAAGGUAUGAAUAUGCAAAAAUCCUCUUCCAUUGCAACAGUCACUUCAGAAAAUGUUAAGAACAUUGAAAACCAACCAAUCGAAUUGUUGAUAUCUGCUAUCAGUGAGGCAGGCUAUACAGUUCUAUCUCAAUUGGAACUCGAAAAUUUGCUGAAAUCCAGGACAGGGGAAAAAAGGACUACGGACUUGGCAGAUAUUUCUCAUGAAAUUGAAAAUAUUGAAUCUGACAUAGAAUCUAAGAAAAGCAUUUUGGCCGAAAUGCGUAGUAGAAGAAAUUCUUUUGCAUCGUCGGCAAGCUCAAUCCAAACCACUGCUUCCAUUCCAGUUGAAAAUAUCUUAUCUCAAAAGGAAGCUAAGCUAAGUGAAAAGAUUAAAGAAAUAUCUGCCUCUUUAUCAGAUCUAAAAGCCAAAAAAGAAAAAAUUCAAAAACAGUCUUAUAGACUCUCCGAUGUAUCAAUCGAAGUACCAAGCCAAGGAUUGUCAGUCAAACUGAAUAAGAAAAUAUCGAAACUUAAUAGUGAGAUACAGUUGAAGGAAGUUGAAUUACAAUCUCAACAAAGUGCGCUUGCUGCUGUUAGAGCUUAUUUGGACAAAUCGAGAGAUUUGGACCUACCUCCAAUUAUUACGCCUUUACAUGACGAAACUGAAAAACUUGAAUCGGAAAUAAAGGAGUUACAACAAAAGUAUAGUGAGAAGAAAGCGGAUAUGGAAAAACUUAAAAUCUCAUUACUCCAGUCUGAUGAGCCAACGAUACUUGCGAAAAGGUUAUCUUUCCUAGGUUAUAAUGUAACUUCUCCAAGUGGUGAAUCGUUGAUAUUAGAAGAAAUCAAGCUUAAUGGAUUGACACAUCAUGUACGAAGCAUAAUCAUGGGUAAAUGUUUUGACAAAAAGAACGGUUGCUUCAAUGCCGAUCAGUUCCUAGAAGAAAACAAUCUUAAAAUUAUGGGUCUUCAAGAGGUGGAACGUAUGAAGAAUGCAGCAAUGUUUAAUAUUGCUGAUAUCCCACUUGAAGACUUGAAAAAUAGAAUUAAGGAAAGUGGAUACACAGUUGUCGAAAAUAAGGAUUGGGAAGAGCUAACUGAAAAGAGUGGAGAGGCUAAAAUGCCAGAUUUCCUUGACCAUUCAACAUUGGCUGAAUAUGCAAGUAAGCUAAACCUGUCAUUGCUGUCUGCUGAGGACGUUUCCAGGUUGAAGCAACGUACAAUUACAAGUCGCGAGCUAGCUAACAAAGCCAACGAGCUGAACCUCGUAUUGUUGAAUGAAGACGAGGUGAAAAUGUUGAAAGCUAAUGAACCAUUAACUAAAGAAAAUAUUGUUGAGAAAGCUAAAGAAUUUGAUCUUUUAUGUAUUCCAAAAUCCCAAUUCGUUGCAACCACCGUUUCGAGAACACCCGAUAUCCCUAAUGUUACUGUUUUACCAAACAGUUACUACAAAAUAUUAACCAAGUCACAUGAAUGGUACAAAAAAAAUAAAAAUACAGCUUUAAAGUCUGUGAGCCAACCUCCUACCAUUGCAGAGAAUGCAACAUUGGAUAUUCCUGAGCAAUUUAACCCACAGCAAUUUGCUCAACCACCCGGCCCGGGUAAUACGCAUCUACCUGGUCAGAACAUUGAUGUGCUAUCAUUAUCAACAUUAGAUACAGUUGUUUCGAAUAAGAAGGAGAUUAUUGCGGCUGUUACACAAACUAUUAUUGGUGAUUACUUGCACAAAUAUUAUAGGAAAUUGGGACCAUUCACAUCCAUUUCAGACACCAGACAUGAAAGAUAUUUCUGGGUUCAUCCAUAUAGUAUGACCCUAUAUUGGUGUGCUAUAAACCCUGUUGCUGGUGUUCCAGCAAAGAGUCAAAUUAAGGCACUCUCUAUUUUGGACGUUCAAAGUGUACCGGAUAAUAAUCCGUUACCUCCGGGAUUAUACUACAAAAGUAUCGUUAUCAGAUCUUAUGAGAAAACCAUCAAGAUUACAUGUCCUACAAGAAAAAUUCAUAACAUUUGGUUCAACUCCCUGAGGUAUCUGUUGGAUAGGACUAGCGAUAGCUGGGUGAAUGAUGAUGAUCUUGAAAAUCAAUAUGAACAGGACUUUUCACUUGACAAGAAAACUGAAAUCGAAAGAAUGCAAAGUUUAAGGACUCCAAGUAUAAAAAGAUCACCCAGUGGGCUGUCUACAAGAGGUACUUUGAGGUCCGCAUCAUUGAGGUCCCACAGGAAAUGA
Molecule: messenger RNA, 8907 nt
Organism: Pichia kudriavzevii
Lineage: Eukaryota; Fungi; Ascomycota; Pichiomycetes; Pichiales; Pichiaceae
Exons: 1
Coding region: 1-8907 (2968 amino acids)
Biological process (GO): dynein-driven meiotic oscillatory nuclear movement; establishment of mitochondrion localization; microtubule cytoskeleton organization
Cellular component (GO): mitochondrion; cell cortex
Molecular function (GO): tubulin binding; phospholipid binding
Source: RefSeq, a predicted model, not a curated record